AGUCGCAUGUCAAAACGAAAACAUGACAAUGAUUUUGACACUCUGAAAAAUCGGGCUCUAAAUUUCCCAUUCCUCUUUGCGCGUGUAUUAACGAAACCAUACAAGAUGGCCUCGUGUCAACCAUGCGGUCCUUUGCCCAGCAGUCGCCAAUCAAGAUCGAAAAUAACAUGUCCCCCAUGUCCUUGUCCUCCUUGCACACUCCCAGUCAUAGCAGACAGCUUACCGAAGUACCAGGUAAACCCUUGUGACCCCAAUAAACAGCUUGAUAAUAACUGCUGCAAUGUUUGCGUACCAAUACAACCACCAAGGAUGCCUGAACCUCCAAAAAAACCCAAGAAGAAGUGUAAGUACAUCCAACCGCCCAGACCAAAGUCUUACGCACCUGAGCGGAAGUUCAUACCACCAGAAAUGAAAAUGGAGGAGAACACCAUCUACAGGAAAUCUUACAUUCCUGUGGAUGCAGAGAAACCUGAUAAAAUCGUGCCUGAGAACAAUCUCUGUGUUGGCGAGGGCAAGAUAUCAGAUAACACAGUCAACAAGAUGUCUUAUCAACCGCAUAAAGUUAAACCAGCAUGUCCUAUCUACCCUUGCGAGCACAAGCUGAUCGGAGAAGGUCCCAUGCAAGAUAUAACAACGCAGAAGCACGACUAUGUACCCAAGCCCUUCGUCAGAUCGAACCCAAUAAGACCCUUCACCAAUUUAUACACAUCUGACUGUCCGCUCAGCGACAAAACGGUGAACAGAUUAUCUUACCUACCAGUGGACUUAGAGAAGUCCAAGGUGACUGCGAUACAUCCCACGAAUGCCAUAGCUCCUGCGACGGGUAAAAUCAGCGAUAAGACCGUGCAGAAGAUGUCUUAUCAACCUUGGAAGCCUACAGAGCCUAUGGAUAUGCCUUGGGCGCACAAACCUAAGUUCGUGCCUCCGAAGCUCAGGAUGGAUGAUAAUACAGUGCACAAAAUGAGCUAUGGGCCACCUGGGGAGUAUGUUGAGUGUGCUGAUGAUGAUCCUGAUUGUGUAGACUGUCCUGAGCCACCGUGUGAAGUACCGAAACCAUGCACUGGCCCAGCACAGUGCUGUAUGCCUUGUUGUUGUCCUAGAGCAGCGUGCUAAUGUCUGGUUGUGGUUUUUUUUCUGUGAUAAAUUUGAAGAGUGGAAAAUGAUGUCAUAUGUUUUUGUACUGUUUUUGUAUACUUUUGUUUACACUUAUACAAUACAAUGCGUGUACUGUACUGGCUACAAUUAUAUUUUGUAUCUACUU
Messenger RNA from Phaedon cochleariae (mustard beetle), 1261 nucleotides. The record is from the annotation of a GenBank genome assembly. NCBI's taxonomy places the organism in Eukaryota, Metazoa, Arthropoda, Insecta, Coleoptera, Chrysomelidae.